AUGGAGACCGACAUAUACACCUCUAACUCAGUCGGCCUGGAGGAGGAGCAGCAGGAUGGUGAUGCAUGGUCCAGUAAUGCAGCAUCACGGUACACGCCGUACUCUCUCGGGUUCCAAGUGUCUCUCGGUGCCUGCCUCAUGCUGGAGCUGGUGUUGGGUUUCAGCAGCAACCUGACAGUGCUGGUGCUCUACUGCUCCCAGUCUAAUUUAGUGGACUCAGUCAGCAACAUGGUGACGGUCAGUCUGCACGUACUUGAUGUGGCGGUGUGCGUGCUGUGUUUGCCUUUCACUCUGGUGGUCGUGCUGCUGCCCCCGGGGCCUAACCUGGCCGUGCUGUGCUGCUUUCACGAGGCCUGCGUCACCUUCGCCAGCGUCGCCACAGCCAUCAACAUCCUGGUCAUCAGCCUGGACCGGUACGACAUCUCGGUGCAUCCGGCCAACAGGCUGCUGACGACGCGCAGGGCGGCGCUGCUCCUCGCGGCCGUGUGGCUCACAUCAGUCGCUGUGUUUAUCAUCCCACUCCUGGAGGAUCAGUUGUCCAGUGGUGAGGCGACUGGGCAGAAAGGGCAAGAGACGCCUUUGUCUCUGUCCUCCAAAGGCAUCAGCGCCACGGGGGUGCUGGCGUGGCGGAACCGGACCCUCUUGUGCAUUGGUGGGAAGGGUGACCACUUGGGCCUAGGGACAUAUUACCACCUUAUUCUACAGGUUCCCAUAUUCUUCAUCACUGCCACAGUAAUGCUGUUCACCUAUUCCAGAAUCCUGAGGGCUUUAAACUUCCGAAUUGGCACCCACAUGAAGAAGACCCAGAGGUUCAUAGGCCCCUCCUGCUCGGGCGUCCACAAGAAAUCCCCCAAAAAGAAGACCAAGCUCAGAAUGAUUAGCAGUGGCAAGCCACAAGGGGAGCAAUGUACCACAGAUGCCACGAAACAACUCAGCCACCCUCCCCUCAUACCUUUUUCAUCUCCCACUCCCACAGCAACCUCCCCCCCUGCCCUGUCUUCUUCUGCCCCACUGGUCACGUCCGACGCAGGUGCUUCCACCCCUAUGCCGGCCACAAUGCGCGUCCAGGCCUCCGUGUCAGCCAUCAUUGCCCUGCGGCGCGCAGUGCGGAGACACAGAGAUCGGCGAGAGCGCCAGCGGCGGGUUUUCAGGAUGUCCCUCAUCAUCAUCGCCACCUUCCUCGGUUGCUGGGCUCCCCUGUCUGUGGUCAACAUGCUAAUCCUGGUCAUGGGCCCCAGUGAGCCCCUGGUCAGCGUGCGCCUGUGGUUCUUGGCUCUGGCCUAUGGCACCACAGUGUCCCACCCUCUGCUUUACGCCUUCACGCGGCAGAAGCUGCGACGUGCCCUCCGGGCCAAGGUUAAAAAGAGGGUGGUCUCCUUGCUUCAGGUGGACCCUUCACCAGGCGGCACUGUCAUCCACAAUUCCUGGGUGGAAAACAGAAAACACAGCCGGCAGGUGCGACUGGAAGCGAGCGAAGGUUCUGACCGCUGCCUGGCAGAGGCACUGUGA
This is a messenger RNA of Phycodurus eques (leafy seadragon), 1509 nucleotides long. RefSeq names its product G-protein coupled receptor 22-like. NCBI's taxonomy places the organism in Eukaryota, Metazoa, Chordata, Actinopteri, Syngnathiformes, Syngnathidae. The record is from RefSeq and is a predicted model, not a curated record. Gene Ontology annotation, biological process: G protein-coupled receptor signaling pathway. Gene Ontology annotation, cellular component: membrane. The coding region runs from base 1 to 1509 and encodes 502 amino acids. Gene Ontology annotation, molecular function: peptide binding; G protein-coupled receptor activity. The transcript has a single exon.